AUGCUGCUGAUCGCCACAUUGACCACGACAUUUGCAUUUCGUCUGUUCCUACACGACCUUCAGACACUGUUCAGACGAAGUCUUCCCGGGUCUCUGGCGGUCGCUCCCCAAGGUGCAGUAGGCGACUAUCAACCUCCGCCAGGGCCUGUCACCGAUAAUCAUUUACCAUUGCCCACAUGGCCAGUGGCAGCCACAAUGGGAGCUGCGAGCACGCCUACCUCCGACCGUGAUGCAUCUCAAGAGGCGAUAAAGGAUCCAGCAAAAACUAACGUGCCGUCGAACGCCCCGCGAAAGAAUGUUGCUAUCGUCACAGGAACGGUGACAAGGCCCGACGCGGCGAUGGCUGCGACGCAGACAGCGAUGGCGAGCAGGGACGCUGCCUUCGCAGCGACGAGCCUGGUGUUUUCAGUCCUCCUCGCUGCAGCGUUGCUCUGA
Molecule: messenger RNA, 435 nt
Organism: Aspergillus melleus
Lineage: Eukaryota; Fungi; Ascomycota; Eurotiomycetes; Eurotiales; Aspergillaceae
Exons: 2
Coding region: 1-435 (144 amino acids)
Source: RefSeq, a predicted model, not a curated record